Messenger RNA from Laccaria bicolor S238N-H82, 1821 nucleotides. RefSeq lists its product as uncharacterized. Bases 1 to 1821 code for a protein of 606 amino acids. Gene Ontology annotation, molecular function: protein binding. Lineage: Eukaryota; Fungi; Basidiomycota; Agaricomycetes; Agaricales; Hydnangiaceae. The transcript is spliced from 2 exons. The record is from RefSeq and is a predicted model, not a curated record.
AUGAACGGGCUACUGGACCUACCAACAGAAAUUAUCCUGGCGAUAGUGGAUCGCGUACCUCCAAACUCCCUUUUUACUCUAUCUUUGACAUGUCGCUUGCUCAACUAUCUGUCCACCUCGGCGCUUCUUGAACAUUGCGGAAUCCGAGAUCCUACCAACUGCACUUUCGAUCUCUACGCCAUAGAGGGCCAGUCUGAUGCCUUGUCUGCCUUACAAGCCGGUCUUCAUAUCCAGCAGAUGAAGUUCCUUCGAUGCAACUUCCAACUUUCAGGGCAUCAUCCUCAGUGGGGUUGGCCCGUUGCCGAACUUAUACGUCGGCUGCAUCACCUGAUGCUACGAUUGGCCUCGAUUGAUGAAGUUGUCCUUUUUUUCAGUAUGACCGGGUUGGAUGGUGCUCGCGACAUGUACCUAGAAUCUGGGGUUAUUGUCCUACAGAACCUGCUCAACACAGCAAUCACAAAGUGCAAAAUCCUUCGCCUCAUGAAUGCAGACUCUUUUUUUGGAAACAGUUACUUAUUCAGUCCGCUGGAUACUAGUGGUUUCAGUAUCACUCAAGGACUCCAGGGACACGCCUAUCGCAAUGAUUCGCCAGAUUGGCAGUAUAGGAGGAACGGCAGUGAGGGAACUCGACCAUUCCUUACUUGCUCUCCUGCGGCUUUGCAGCAAAUUGCACUUAGCAGCAUGGAAAUUGAUGCCUUGAGCCUUUUCACUCCACCCUGCUCCAGCUGGACGUUCACCGUGCUGAAGCAAUCUCGAAUCACAUCGCUCACGCUCAACUUGACGUGGCCUAGGUCAAUAUAUUCACAAGCCGAACGCUCCCUCAUACUCUAUCGAUUAGCAGAAGCCCUCCAGGCUUCACUUAAGUCUUUGUUCCUCAAGGGCGUAACGUACCUUUUCGACGCUCUUGGUUUCAUCGCCCAAUUACCACUCCUUCAGACGUUUAGCGUUCUACCUUUGACAUGGAAAGCAAGCCCUUCCGGCGAGGGAUUGACUAUCACAUCUUUUCCCGUCUUCCUGACUAUGGAAACGAUCUCUGCCCCCGCAGACUUGGUUUUCUACAUGUUUUCUAGGUCUUUGAUUGUUCCGAGGCUUAGAACUAUAUUUUUGACUUUCGAACUCAAAAGGCAUGGGUUGUUGUUUGAUAUUACGACUACCGCCACCUCCAUCGCCCGACUUCGUGAAUUUGUCCGGCCCAGCGUGAAGCUUCUCCCGUUGUUCCACGUCGAAACGGUGGAGGAAUCUCUUUGCGCCGGAAUUCGACCAAUCUGCCAUAUAUGGAAGAAGGAAUUUUCCAGGUUGACAACUUUGUCUUUGAAUGGCCUAACAGCCCUAUUAGACAGUCCCGACACAUUCCGAGUCAUUUUGGGAGUAUUGACACUGUUCUCUAAGCUAAAAGAGUUGUGUAUUGAACUUAGGACAAACUACGAAACCCCUCCCAUUCCUAUGAACCUAAAGAGUUGGAUGGUCGAGGCCAUCUUAGAUCGAUCUCCAACCGUCACAUCUAUUUCCUGCAACGGAACAGCCCAAAUAAUAACUCCCCGCCAAACCAGCCCUCGCCUUGCCCCCAGCACUUACUUUCAGCGUUCAAGAGAUCUUGCAGGCAUUCAACGGACCUUGAGAAUUUCCGCUUCUGCCGAGCUCAAGAGAAGAGGGACCAUCAGACUCGGUCUCAUCGCUUACCGCGAUCACCCAGUGACGCCCAAGAGAUUCGUGACGAAGAGUACCGCCGACCAGCCGGUCAUGAAGGGGAAUUUGGACGGGCUCGUCGCGUCUUGUGGAGGUGAUGGGCCGGAAGCGCAAACUGCUGCCCUAGGAACUUAA